GAAAAUGCAAAGCUUAUCUUGUUUUAUGAUAACACUGUUGAUAAUAGUGUUACAUAAGAAAUAAUUUCUUUUUAUGUUUUUAGUAGGGCAUUGGCAAGAGGUAGGAGUAAAAUAUUAAUUGGGCUUUAAUGUUUAGAAUCUCAUUAAAUAGAAAAUGUCAUGCUGUCUGCUGUAGAGUCCUCAGUACAGGAAAGUCAUGCACCUGUUGGAGGGGGUCCAGAGGAGGCCACAGAAGUAAUCAGGGGGAUGGAGCACUUCUGCUAUGAGGAAAGGCUGAGAAAGUUGCGCAUGUUCAGCCUGGAGAAGACUCUGGGGAGACCUUAUUGCAGCCUUUCAGUUCUUAAAAGGGGCUUAUAAGAAAGAUGAGAAGAGACAUUUUAGCAGGGCCUGUUGCUAUAGGAUGAGGGGUGAUGGGUUUAAACUGAAAGAAGGGAGAUUCAGGCUGGACAUGAAGAAAAAUUUUUACAGUGAGGGUGGUAAAAUGCUGGCACAGGUUGUCCAGAGAGGUGGUGGAUGCACUGUCCCAGGAGACAUUCAAGGCCAGGCUGGAUGUGGUUCUGAGCAACCUGAUCUAAUUGGAGAUGUCCCUGUUCAUUGCAGGGGGUUUGGACUGGAUGACCUUUGAAGGUCCCUUCAAACUAUUGUAUGAUUCUAUGAUCUUUGGAGGUUUUCUAUACCAGAUUGGUAAAGCUCUGAGAAACCUGAUGUGACUUUGGUUUUGAGAAGCUGAGCUUUAGACUGAGAUAUUGAAAUGAUUAUGUACGCCUUGAAAAAGUAAUUAAAAAAAUACAUGAUGUGCAUGUGUGUUUUGUUUAGAGCAUGGAUUCACAGAAGGAUGUUCAGCCUCCAAAGCAGCAGCCAAUGAUUUACAUUUGUGGAGAAUGUCAUACAGAAAAUGAAAUAAAGGCAAGAGAUCCCAUCAGAUGCAGAGAAUGUGGCUACAGAAUAAUGUACAAGAAAAGGACAAAAAGAUUGGUGGUUUUUGAUGCCCGAUAAUGUCUGCUGAAGAUACAGUGAUGUCAUGAGGGCAGUUUAAUCUUUCUGAUAACUUUGCUUUGUAAAUUCAUUCAUGUACAAAUGCACACUGUUAUUUGUGUUUUAAGAGAUUGAAAUAUUAAAGUUUACUGUUAUACUAAA
Messenger RNA from Pezoporus flaviventris, 1137 nucleotides. It is a transcript of the gene POLR2K, whose product is annotated as RNA polymerase II, I and III subunit K. The record is from RefSeq and is a predicted model, not a curated record. Gene Ontology annotation, biological process: DNA-templated transcription. Gene Ontology annotation, molecular function: zinc ion binding; DNA-directed RNA polymerase activity; DNA binding. The transcript is spliced from 3 exons. Lineage: Eukaryota; Metazoa; Chordata; Aves; Psittaciformes; Psittacidae. Bases 820 to 996 code for a protein of 58 amino acids. Gene Ontology annotation, cellular component: RNA polymerase III complex; RNA polymerase II, core complex; RNA polymerase I complex.